This is a messenger RNA of Penicillium oxalicum, 960 nucleotides long. Its product is annotated as serine/threonine-protein phosphatase. Lineage: Eukaryota; Fungi; Ascomycota; Eurotiomycetes; Eurotiales; Aspergillaceae. Gene Ontology annotation, biological process: peptidyl-serine dephosphorylation. The coding region runs from base 1 to 960 and encodes 319 amino acids. The transcript has 3 exons. The record is from RefSeq and is a predicted model, not a curated record. Gene Ontology annotation, cellular component: FAR/SIP/STRIPAK complex. Gene Ontology annotation, molecular function: protein serine/threonine phosphatase activity.
AUGCCUGGUUUGCCAACUAGUAUCGACCUGGACGAGUGCAUCUCACGGUUGUAUCGAAAGGAGUUACUUGCCGAGUCCGUGAUCGAGGCUAUCUGCGCCAAGACGAAAGAGCUUUUGAUGAAAGAGAGCAAUGUUGUCCACAUCAAAGCUCCGGUGACCGUGGUGGGAGACAUUCAUGGUCAAUUUUUCGAUUUACUGGAGAUUUUUCGGAUUGGAGGGUUUUGGCCGGAUACAAACUAUCUUUUUCUAGGUGAUUAUGUCGACCGGGGUCUUUUCAGCGUUGAGACCAUUUCCCUUCUCGUUUGCCUUAAACUUCGCUAUCCGGACCGAGUUCACCUAAUCCGGGGGAAUCAUGAAUCACGCGGCGUCACACAAUCCUACGGGUUUUAUACGGAAUGUGCUCGCAAAUACGGAAAUGCCAAUGUGUGGCAUUACUUCACAGACAUGUUUGAUUACCUCACGUUGAGCGUGGUCAUCAACGAUGAGAUCUUCUGUGUACAUGGUGGACUCUCCCCAUCGAUCCACUCUAUCGAUCAGAUCAAGAUCAUCGAUCGUUUCCGUGAAAUCCCACACGAAGGGCCCAUGGCCGACCUUGUCUGGUCUGAUCCAGAUCCGGAACGUGAUGAAUUUUCACUAUCACCACGUGGUGCCGGGUAUACAUUCGGUGCGCAGGUUGUGCGCAAGUUCUUGGAGGUCAACAAUAUGUCGCACAUCUUACGGGCCCAUCAGCUCUGCAAUGAGGGGUAUCAAGUUCUGUUUGAUGAUCGCCUCAGUACAGUGUGGAGCGCGCCGAAUUACUGCUACCGCUGCGGAAACCUAGCCAGUGUGCUUGAAGUUGGCGAUAAUAUGGAGCGGUUCUUCAAUACCUUUGAUGCGGCCCCUGAGAACGACGUCCAUCGCAGUGAGCAGCAGGCACAGCAGAGCAGGGAUUCCCAGCCAGUGAUUGACUAUUUCUUGUGA